AAGCCCACAGCUUCCGGCGCACCCAGCGGCGGAAGUCGACCACAGGGCCGACUCCUUCAGUAGUGGGUCCGGAGGCGCUGGAAACGCGUCCGUUAUGCUGGUGGCGGCGUCCGCAGAGCGGAACAAGGAACCCAUCCUGAGCGUCCUUCGGCAGUACGUGGACCCAGCCCAGCGCGGCGUCCGCGUGCUCGAGGUGGCCUCCGGCUCCGGCCAGCACGCCGCACACUUCGCGCAAGCCUUCCCGUACGCCGAGUGGCAGCCAUCUGACGUGGACCAGCGCUGCCUGGAUAGCAUCGCCGCCACAACUCAGUCCCAGGGACUGUCCAAUGUGAAGGCCCCUCUGUACCUGGACGUGACCUGGGAGUGGCAGCGGUGGGGUGACAUCCUGCCACAGUCGCUGGACUUGCUGCUGUGCAUCAACAUGAUCCACAUCAGCCCCCUGAGCUGCACGGAGGGGCUCUUCAGAGCAGCGGGGCACCUGCUCAAGCCCAAGGCUGUGCUUAUCACUUACGGGCCCUACGCCAUCAAUGGGAAGAUUUCUCCUCAGAGCAACGUGGACUUUGAUCUAACCCUCAGAUGCAGGAACCCAGAGUGGGGGCUUCGGGACACAGCUUUCUUGGAGGAUUUGGGACAGGCCAAUGGCCUUCUCCUGGAGAAGAUGGUGGACAUGCCAGCCAAUAACAAGUGCCUAAUUUUCCGGAAAGAAUAACCCUUUCCUUCAUCCUGCAUGCCUGCAUCCCUGUCAAAGUUUUUCUUGGGCACAAACCAGACUCUGGCUCCUGAUGUCUGGGCCAGGAUCUGGGAAUGACCACCCCCAUCAAGUCUGACCUGUCAAGAGCCUAGGCCCAGUUGGCCUUGGAAUAAAGUGUUUUCUGCUGUC
This is a messenger RNA of Cavia porcellus (domestic guinea pig), 880 nucleotides long. It is a transcript of the gene Mettl26, whose product is annotated as methyltransferase like 26. The transcript has 6 exons. Lineage: Eukaryota; Metazoa; Chordata; Mammalia; Rodentia; Caviidae. The coding region runs from base 95 to 709 and encodes 204 amino acids. The record is from RefSeq and is a predicted model, not a curated record.